This is a messenger RNA of Urocitellus parryii (Arctic ground squirrel), 2748 nucleotides long. NCBI's taxonomy places the organism in Eukaryota, Metazoa, Chordata, Mammalia, Rodentia, Sciuridae. The record is from RefSeq and is a predicted model, not a curated record.
CUCCGCGGUUCCUGAGCCUGAAGUUUUAGUCGCGGUGGAGGCAGUCGGAAAGCAGUAAGAUGUCAUUGGUCAGAGUGAACCGUUACUGUCCCCGGGGAAGUGGAAGAAAAACACUGAAARUGAAGAAGAAGAAACCUUCAGUGAAGCAAGAAUGGGAUGUACGUCGUCAUGAAAUACAUAAAUCGAAGAAUAGAGCUUUAGUGCACUGGGAACUCCAAGAAAAAGCUUUGAAGAGAAAAUGGAGGAAGCAGAAACUAGAAUCUUCAAGUCUUGAGAAAAGAAGAUUGUCUAUCAUGAGAGAGAUUCUUUCUGAUCAAUACCAGAUGCAGGAUGUUUUGGAGAAAUCUGAUCAUUUGUUGGCUGCAGCAAAAGAUCUGUUUGAYGUUCCUCGUAAACGCACAGGGUUUCCAAAUGUAACAAUGGCUCCUGAUUCCUCUCAGAGUCCCAUAAUGGUAAAUCAAGAUCCUAUUGCCCAAUCUAUCCUUAAUGAGUCUGUCAUAGACCCUCAGCCUCUUAAUGAAAUAGAUGAUGAAGGAGAAGAAGGAAUUGUUAAUAGCCAGUCAGAAGAAAGUGAGAAUGAAUUGGAUAACUCUCUGAACUCUCAAUCUAAUAYGAACACAGACAGGUUUCUCCACCAACUAACGGAAGAGAAUUCUGAGUUAAUUAGUAAACUGUGGACUAAUAUUCAGCAGAAAAUAGCAACACAGUCAAAAAUAACAACCCCUCCAAGAACUCCAUCUGCUGUUUCAUCAGGGGAACAAAGAGCUGCUCUGAAUACUACUGAUGCUGUCAAGAAACUCCAAACCAGGCUUCAGCCUGAAGAAUCUACUGAGACUCUAGACUCAAGCUAUGUUGUAGGACAGGUGCUCAACUCAAGGAAGCAAAAACAACUGCUAAAUAAAGUGAAAAGAAAACCAGAUUUGCGUGCUCCUUCCAAGCAGAAGAAAAACAUGUUAUCAGCUAGCACUACCUCUGCAGACUUAUCAAACAGCAAUAAUUCCAGCUUGGAUGUCCUCAAACAUAUGAUACAUGAAGUGGAACAUGAAAUGGAAGAAUAUGAGAGGUGGACAGGACGUGAGGUCAAGGGACUGCAGAGGGGUCAGGGUCUCACAGGCUUCACUUUGUCUCUGGUGAGCUCUCUUUGUCGCCUGAUUCGGUACCUGAGAGAGAGUGAGCUUCAACUACGUAAAGAAGUAGAGACAAGGAAGCAACUGGAACAUGUAUUAGGUGAUCAUCGAGAGCUCAUUGAUGCUCUAACAGCUGAAAUUCUUCUUCUGAGAGAAGAAAAUACUGCCACACAGGCAAGACUUCAGCAAUAUAUGGUCACAACAGAUGAGCAACUUAUAUCACUCACACAUGCCAUUAAGAAUUGUCCUGUGAUAAAUAACUCCAGACAAGAAAGUCAAGCAACAGAAAGGGAAGCCACAGGUAGAAUUAUAGACAAUCCAAAGRGUCCUGUUGUAAGUGCUAAUGUCUCUGUGCCAUUGAUGUUCAGAGGGGAAGAAGUGGUUGAUUUCCCACAGGAAGAGUUGCCUGUUAAACUGUCUCAGGUGCSAACCCCCCCUGAUAGCGUGAAUCUGACCACCAGUUUUCCAGCACGUAUUUUUGAGCCAGCUGUGUUGUUAACACCACCCAGGCAGAAAAGCAACUCAGAAUUCUCUCCUCUGCAGGAUGUAUUGAGGAGAACUGUUCAAACUCGUCCUGCUCCACGAAUUCCUCCAACUGUGGAAAUCAUUGAGAAGGAACAAAAUUGGGAAAAGACUUUACCUAUUGAUACAGACAUCCAGAAUUCAAGUGAAGAGAGUCGUCUUUUCACUCAGAGGUGGAGAGUCUCUCACAUGGGAGAAGAUUUAGAGAAUAAAGUUCAGCCCCCUUUUGUUAACUUUUCACAGAACCUCUGCAAUUUCCAUCCCAACACUCAGCAAUCAAGAAAUCUUGCCUUCUCAGAAGAGCCCUCAGUACAAGGAAAUGGGCAACAGCUUAGAACAAAUGAGGCAUCAUUGGUACAAAGAAAGGAYAUAAUGGCACGAAUUGCUGAGUUAACACUGCAGAAUUCAGCCAUCAAGACACAGCUAAAUAAUAUUACUUGUCCAGUGGGAGAGCAAGGGGAUGGACUGCGGGAAUUGAAUAAACAGGAAAGUGCAGGCGAUGUGACUGCUACUUUUCCAGUAGCACAAUCUCUAGCACCCAGUAGCAUGGAGGAACGGAUUGCAGAAUUGAAUCGACAGAGUAUGGAGGCUCGRGGGAAACUACUACAGUUGAUAGAACAGCAGAAACUUGUUGGUUUGAAUCUCUCCUCUUCAGCAGUAUCACCUGUUCAGUCGCCUCGCAGAGCAUGGACUGUGAUUAUAUCUCAGGUGUUUUUUUUAUCUUCAGGGGCAACUAGUAACUCUUGUUCUCCUUUAAAUGCCACCUCAGGAAGUGGGCGAUUCACACCUGUUCUUCCAAAAACAAAGAUUGAGAAACAAAAUGAAGAAGGCUGGUUUGCUCUUUCUACUCAUGUGUCAUAAGUGAGGUUGAAAUUGCAUUUUACGGAGUUUGUACUCAGUAAUUUAUUCUUGGCCUUCCACAGUCCUUUCCCUGCUCCUGCUUUYAAGUUUUUAUGUACUUCUUCAGAUAAAACCUACAGAGAUCCUGUGAAUUAAUACUAAUACAACAGAAAAAAAUUUAUUUUAAUUUUUUAGCUUUUCAAAUAGAUUUUCAACAGCCAGCUAAUGUAUAAUUCCCUGUGAAUAAAAUUUUGAUUGU